AUGUAUCUGUUGGGUGGACGUGGUUAUGCAUAUACAUAUCCAAUGUCGUAUGGUGACUGUAGUUGUUCCUUGUCAGCUACAUGUAUUGAGCAAUCGUCAAUGUUUCGAUAUUCUAAUGGAAGAGUAUUAUAUUCCGUACCUGGUAUGUAUACUGGAUGUUAUAUAGUUGAAUCAUUACUUCAAUCCAAUCUUAAAUGUUUUUAUAAUCAAACUUGUAUAAAUAAAGUAUUAUCAUAUUACGCAACACCUCCGUCAAUGAAUAUAACAGCUCUUGACAACUCAUUGCCAAGCAACUUUUUCCCAAACUCAACACUUGAAGAAGUUAUUAAUGAAAUGAUGGUUGAACAAUUUAUUCCAUCAGUAAUAUAUAAUACUUAUUACAAUGCAUGUCAGCCAACAGAAUGUACUUACACUUAUCAAACAAGGAAUAGUAUUAUUUAUAUUGUAACGACACUGAUUGGUCUGCUUGGUGGUUUAAUAACAGUAUUGAAAUUGAUCAUACCACCAGUAGUGAUGUUUAUAAGAAAAAAGCAAGAACGAUCACAACUAGACAUUGAAAUUAUUGAAGGAGAAGAAAGGUAUAGCAUAGGUCAAAAAUUGAAAAAUUAUUUAAUUACAUACAAUACGUUUCCAUCAUUUCCACCAUCAACCGAUGAACGUCAACUUCAGAGUGAACGAAUAUCAACGAGAGUAUACAUUAUUUUGUUAACUUUAUCUUUGGCUAUCCUUCUCUUAUACAAUUCUUUGAUUAAUAUAACCGAAACUGUGAAUGACAAAGCACCUACAAUGACAAAAUAUUUAGAGUUAUAUUCAACAUAUCCACAAACAUUAAUAUGCCCGUGUAAACAAGUAUCCAUCAGUUAUAAUAGAUUUCUUUCUAUUGAAUAUAGAUUCCAUCAAGUAUGUACUAGUGUUUUUGUUAAACAAGAUUGGAUUGAUUAUCUUUCCACAUCCUACGGGAGCGAUGACGUAUAUCUCGAUGACUUUCGUCUGACAAGUUCUUUUACAUUUCAAGCUUUGAGUGCUCUUUGUCAGUUAAUCAAUCAAACUGUCUCUAAUCGUCUGAGUCAGUUUUAUUCAAGUCAAUAUGUUAGUGCAUCUGUAAUACCAUCAGAAAUAUUUGACCCACAAGCGCGGACAUUGGUAGAUCAGUACAUAUCGUCAACGACUACUGAUUUUUUGUUAUCAUUAACUACAAUACGAAACACAACUCAAAGUAAUGCUUUAUUCACUGGCCUACAAACUAAUUAUUAUUUCAUUACACAAAAUGAUACACAAUAUCCAGAUCCGUAUGUAGUAGCGUACGGUAACUGUAAUUGUUCAUCUUCACCUAAAUGUGUUACACAAUCUAGUAUUUACAAUUACCCUGAUCCAACGAUUUUAUUAAGUGUACCUGGUAUUUAUCUUGGAUGUUAUGUGAUUGAAUCAUUACUUCAAUCCAAUCUUGAAUGUUUUUAUAAUCAAACAUGUAUAGAUCAACUACAAUCAUAUUUCUCAUCGACUUCUUUCAUGGAUAUAACAGCACUUGACGAAUCAUUGUCAGUUAAAUUUCAGAAAAACUCAACAAUUGAAGCAGUUGUUGAUCAGUUAAUGAUGGAACAAUGGAAUCAAACAAUAAUGUAUGAUCGAUAUUUCAAUGCAUGUGAACCAUUCGAAUGUACUCACACACAUCAGACUAAGAAUCAACUGAUUUACAUUGUUACGACACUGAUUGGACUGCUAGGCGGUUUGAUAACAAUGUUAAAACUAAUUGUACCACGAGUAGUAAGAUUUAUAAGGAGAGAACAAGUACAACCAACACCACCGAUUGCACCUACAAUGACAAAAUAUUUAGAAUUAUAUUCAACAUAUCCACAAACAUUAAUAUGUCCAUGUAAACAAGUAUCGAUCAAUUAUGAUACGUUUAUUUCUAUUGAGUAUACAUUCCAUCAAGUAUGUGCCAGUGUUUUUGUUAAACAAGAUUGGAUUGAUUAUCUUUCUAAAAAUUAUCAAGUUCAAAGUAUUUCUACUUUUGACUUUCGAUCGAUGGGUCCAUAUUUAUUUCAAGCUUUAAACGCAUUUUGUGAGUUAAUCAAUCAAACUGUCUCUAAUCGUCUGAGCCAGUUUAAUUCAAGUCAAUAUGUUAGUGCAUCUGUGAUAUCAUCAAAUGUGUUUAAAUCUCAAGCUCAGUCAUUAGUAGAUCAGUUCAAAUUAUCAACAACUAAUGAUUUUUUGUUAUCAUUAACUACAAUACGAAACAUGACUCAAAGUAAUGCUUUACUUGCUGGCCCACUGACUAACUAUGGAUUUGAGACAGACAUUGGUGAUGAUGAUCCAUAUAUCUACCCGCAAAAGUACGGUGUAUGUAGUUGUGUGGCUUCAGCCAUAUGUUCUUAUCCAUCCAGAGUUUGCGGUUAUGAUGGGUGUACUACCACACCAUUAUUUGUGCCAGGUUUCUAUAUGGCAUGUUAUAUAAUUGAAUCAUUACUUCAAUCUGAUCUUCGAUGUUUUUAUAAUCAAACAUGUAUAGAUCAACUACAAUCAUAUUUCAUAUCGUCGUCUGCAAUCGGUUUCACAUCUCUUGAUGAAUCGUUACCAAGUCGUUUUUUGCCAAAUUCAACAUUUGAAGAAAUAGUUAAUGAUUUAAUGAUUGAACAAUGGAAUCCAUCGGACCAAUCAGUAAUGUAUGAGCGAUAUUUCAAUGCAUGUCGACCAUCAGAAUGUACUUACACACAAGAGACAAAAAAUAGUAUUAUUUACAUUGUAACAGCACUGAUUGGACUGGUAGGUGGUUUGAUAACAGCUUUGAAACUGAUAGUGCCUCGUAAUGAAGAAAUACAAUGGAAUGCUGAUAUAUUACAUCGUGUAUUAUGUGCUUGUACUCAUGUAGGUCUUGUUGAACGAGUUAAGAACACUAUCGAUGAUAAGCAUUUCAUUCCCACUUCAUCAGGUCGAAUGCUUACAUCAGAUCAUCCAUCACAUGCUCGUGAUUAUGUGAGAUAUUAUUUAGGACCAAUGUCUAGUAAUAUUGGAUAUCAGUUAAUUAAACUGGUUCGUGGUCAAUGUAAGGAUACUGGUUUUGCCGAAGCUUCGGGUGGUCUCGAUUUGUAUACAUAUCUGAAACAACCAGAAAAUCAAGAUUAUCUACUUCUUUACAAUGGAGUUAUGACUUGUUUAUCUACAUACACAGGUGAUAAACUAGUAACAGGUGUAGAUUUUGGUCGCUUUGAAACUUUAGUCGAUUUAGGUGGCAGUCGUGGUACUUUUCUUGCUGAAAUUCUUCAGCAUUAUCAAAAUAUUCGACGUGGAUUUAUAUUUGAUUUACCACAGUGUAUUGCCGAAGUGAAGAGUGCUGAUGAGUUUGAAUCACGUCAGAUUACUUCAAGUCGGUAUACAUUUGUUGCUGGUGAUAUGACUGAUUCAUCAACAAUUCCUCAAGCUGAUGCUUAUAUACUUAAAUAUAUAUUACAUCUUUUCAAUGAUGAGAUAUGCGUGAAUGUAUUAUCAUCAAUUCGUAAAGCAAAUGAACAGCGUACUGACACAUUACUAACUAUAUUUAUUGUCGAACAUAUCAUUUUCUCUGAUGGAACGGUAAGCAAUUGGCAAGCACACGGUUUUGAUAUAGGUAUGGCUGCCUAUGGUGGUGCACGAGAACGAACAGAACAAGAAUAUCAAGUAUUACUUGAAAAAGCUGGAUUUCAAUUAAAAAUACUCUAUCCAAUUCAAGCACCAGAUUCAAUAAUUGAAGCUAUUUUUAUCAAAUGA
Molecule: messenger RNA, 3744 nt
Organism: Adineta steineri
Lineage: Eukaryota; Metazoa; Rotifera; Eurotatoria; Adinetida; Adinetidae
Source: the annotation of a GenBank genome assembly